Molecule: messenger RNA, 1902 nt
Organism: Rhineura floridana
Lineage: Eukaryota; Metazoa; Chordata; Lepidosauria; Squamata; Rhineuridae
Product: zinc finger protein OZF-like
Exons: 2
Coding region: 174-1574 (466 amino acids)
Biological process (GO): regulation of transcription by RNA polymerase II; central nervous system development
Cellular component (GO): nucleus
Molecular function (GO): RNA polymerase II cis-regulatory region sequence-specific DNA binding; DNA-binding transcription factor activity, RNA polymerase II-specific
Source: RefSeq, a predicted model, not a curated record
ACCAGCCUGUCUGUUCAUUUGAAAGAAAUUCCCAAAUGAGAGCUCAUCUCUUGGCUGGAGGAAGAAGAUCCAGUUAGCCGGGGUACUGAGAAAGAGGAGAGACUGGCAGCAGGUAGUAGACAAGACAGUGAAAAAUCCAUCUGUGCUUCAUCUGCAACAGCCAAACAGAAGAGAUGUUAGGAAAUCAAGAAGGACCAAAACAGCAUGAAGGAAAUCAGUCAAAGAAUGGGAGGAAGAAAUCCUCUACCUAUGAGGGUGAGGAUGUCCAUGAAGGUCUGAUUCCAGUGGAAGAUCACAAAAGAAACAGCAAGAAAACAUUUUCAGUGUGUGGAAUAAUAUUUAGCCAUAAAUCAGAAUUAAAUAGGCAUUGCAGAACCCACACAGGGGAGAAAGCAUAUACAUGCAUGGAUUGUGGAAAGACCUUUAGGCAGAGUGGUUCUCUUACUAGACAUCAAAGAACCCACACAGGGGAGAAACCAUUUAAAUGCAUGGAGUGUGGAAAGAGUUUCAGUGUGAGUGGUCACCUUACUGAACAUCAAAGAAUGCAUACAGGGGAGAAACCAUUUAAAUGCAUGAAGUGUGGAAAGAGCUUCAGUGUAAAUCGUCACCUUAUUAGACAUCAAAGAACCCACACAGGAGAGAAACCAUUUAAAUGCAUGGAGUGUGGAAAGACCUUUAGUGAGAGAUAUGACCUUACCAGACAUCACAAAACCCACACAGGGGAGAAACCAUAUAAAUGCAUGGAGUAUGGAAAGAGGUUCAGUGACAGCAGAACACUUGCCAGACAUCAAAGAACCCACACAGGGGUGAAACCAUAUAAAUGUAUGGAGUGUGGAAAGAGUUUCUCUGCAAGCAGUAGCCUUACUGUGCAUCUGAGAACUCACUCAGGAGAGAAACCAUUUAACUGCACACAGUGUGGAAAGAGUUUCAGAGUGAACAGUAGUCUAACUUUACAUAAAAGAACCCACACAGGAGAGAAACCAUAUAAAUGUCAGGAGUGUGGAAAGAGCUUUAGUCACAGAGAUCAUCUUAUUUUACAUAAUAGAACUCACACCGGAGAAAAACCAUUUAAAUGCAUAGAAUGUGGAAGGAGCUUCAGUUUAAGCAGUGGCCUUACUAAGCAUCUAAGAACCCACACAGGAGAAAGGCCAUAUCAAUGCAAAGAGUGUGAAAAGAGCUUCAGAGACAGUGGAACAUUAACUAGACAUCAAAGAAUCCACACAGGAAUGAAGCCACAUAAAUGUAUGGAGUGUGGAAAGACAUUCUGUGUGAAAAGUAGCCUUAUUUUACAUCAACAAAGUCACACAGGGGAAAAACCAUUUAAAUGCAUAGAAUGUGGAAAGCGAUUCAGUGUGAGCAGUAACCUUACUCAGCAUCAAAGGACCCACACAGGAGAGAAACCAUUUAAAUGCAUUGAGUGUGGAAAGAGCUUUAGUGCGAGGAACAGCCUUACUCAGCAUCAAAGAACACACACAGGAGAGAAACCAUUGAAAUGCAUGAAGUGUGGAAAUAACUUUAAUGCAAGCACUAACCUUACUAAACAUCAAAGAACCCACACAGGAGCAAAACUUUAAAUGCUUUGAGUGUGAUAAGAGCUACACUAACAGUAGAACACUUUCUAAACAGCAAAAAACCCACAUGGGUGAAACCAUAUAAAUUUAUGGAGUGUGGAAAGAGCUUCAGUGCAAGCAGUAGCCUUGCUGUGCAUCUGAGAACUCACAUGGGGGAGAAACCAUUUAAAUGCAUGGAGUGUGGAAAGAGCUUUAGUGUGAGCAGUAGCCUUACUGCACAUCAAAGAACACAGACACACAGGAGAAACAAUUUAAAUGCAUGAGGUGUAGAAAGAGUUUAGUGUGGAAAAUAAACUAGAUGUCUUUUUAAGACAAGGUCUUCAAUUCUGAG